Manduca sexta (tobacco hornworm) is the source of this 2218-nucleotide messenger RNA. Its product is annotated as organic cation/carnitine transporter 7. Bases 270 to 1871 code for a protein of 533 amino acids. The record is from RefSeq and is a predicted model, not a curated record. Gene Ontology annotation, molecular function: transmembrane transporter activity. The transcript is spliced from 10 exons. Gene Ontology annotation, cellular component: membrane. Gene Ontology annotation, biological process: transmembrane transport. NCBI's taxonomy places the organism in Eukaryota, Metazoa, Arthropoda, Insecta, Lepidoptera, Sphingidae.
UGGCUACACGAGUAACGCAAUAGAUAUCAGAAUGCCAGGAUCGUGUAACCAAAGACCUUUGAUACCCCACCAAACCUGGUGUCAGUCAAGCAAUAGUCAUUAGUAAAUUCCAAUUUCAAAUUCGUUAAAAAAUAAAUACUAUUCUAAUUUCGAAUUUUGUCGUUGAAUACAUUAAUCGAUAUAAAAUACAUCGAUCAAAUAUAUUGCGUUAAGCCUGGCAUGCUGAAGUGAUUAUAUUGGAUUAAUACUUUUUGGGGGUUAUUGUCACAAUGAAGCAGGACUCGGAGGCGCCCCGCGUGCAGGAGGAGAUCCCCCACGACCACUUAUACAAGGUGACGGGCCUGUCGUCUUCAAAUUUGGAAAAAUUAGCUCAAGCAUCAGGUCCUGAGCCGGCAGACUUCGAAGAGGCGAUCGCAGCGACAGGCUACGGCCGGUUCAACAUCUGCCUCAUCAUAUAUUCCAUGCCAGCGUUCUGGAGCGCGGUGUCGGUCACCAGCGCUGUCUCCUACGUGUACCCCAGGGCACAAUGUGACAUGAACCUCAGCCUGCUGAACAUGGGCACGGUCACCGCCAUGACUUAUGGAGGCAUGAUAUCGUCAGCGAUGGUGUGGGGCUUCCUGUCCGACACUUUAGGCAGGAAGAAGAUCAUGAUCUGGGGUUUCAUCGCGUCUGGGCUGGUAGAGAUCACUGCCGCCUUCAGCCAAAACUACGCUAUGUUGCUCGUAACUAGAUUCGCCAGCGGAUUUCUAUUCAACGGUCCGUUUGCAGUGCUCAUAUCGUAUCUAGCAGAGCUGCACAGAACUGAACUUCGAGCCAGGAUAAUCCUGUUAACUGGCCUCUACUACACCCUGGCGAACACCACGCUGCCGCUGCUGGCAUGGGCGAUGCUCAACAAUGACUGGGACCUCGCGUUGUGGCCUGGAGUUAUAGAAAUUCAUUCUUGGAACCUAUUUCUCACAGCCACUGGGCUUGUACCGUUUGUAAGUGGACUAUUGUUCAUGUUGCUACCAGAGAGCCCGAAAUUCCUGAUGUCCAGGGGCAGAAACGAGGAAGCGAUGACCGUCUUCCGUAGGAUAUACGCCUUAAAUACUGGAAAAGAUCCGGCGGAUUUCCCAGUCAAGGUCCUAGUGGAGGAGAGCCGAAACGAGAAGAUGCGUGGAAUGGCGGCGCUGCGCGGCGGCGGGGCGCAGCUGGCGCCGCUCUUCAAGCCGCCGCACCUCAAGUGGCUCGUGCUGCUGUGCAUGGUGCACUUCGGCGCUAUGCUCGGGUCGAACACCAUACGCUUGUGGUACCCGCAACUAGCAGCUAUGAUCGGCUCCGACGAAUCAGACAACCUGUGCUCUGCGAUCGCUCCGAGUCCAUCCCCAGCCCCAAUGCUGACGUCGGACGUGACUCCCGCUUGCGAGCCGAUACACACGGACAUGCUCACGUACCUGCAAAGCGCCGCCGUCGGCAUCGGCUCCGUUCUCACCUACACCAUCGGCGGGGUGGUCAUCAACAGAUGCGGGAAAAAGCUGGUGGCUGGAAUAUGCAGUAUCGCCAGCGCCGCAAUAAUCAUCAUUUUACCAUUCUUCGGGGUGAGCUCGCUGGCCGUGGUGCUAAUGGUGACCGCUGCUCUCGCCCUCACCGCUCUCAGCAGCUCUUCACUCUCCAGCAUCUGUGUUGAUCUGUUUCCGACGUCUCUCAGGGUGAUGGCAAUGGCGACAUUCUUCAUGUGCGGCCGCGUCGGCACCGUGAUCGGCACGAUCGUCUUCCCCGCCCUUAUCAGUUACGGUUGUAUUCCGCCUUUCGCCACCAUCGCUGCAGUAUUAGCUGUGUGCGGCGUUGCCAGUUUCCUUGUACCAAACACGACUCUGAAGAAAUUAGAAUAGUAUUUAUUCAUAUUUUUUGUAAAUAGUAUGUGAUAUCAAGAAAUAUUUAGGAUAAUUUUUAAUCAAAAUUUUAAGAAAGAAAAACACAAAAUCAAGUUUUCUAAGUAUAGGUAUAAUAGAUCUUGUUCCAAAAUGUCACCAAAGGCUGACUUAUCAUUCUUUGGAAUCCGCUAUAAAGUCGAGGAUGGUGUAUCAUUGCGCUAAGGAUAAGCCAUUUAAUUAAGUUCCACGCGACGCCAUUUUUAAGUGUGUGCUCUACUUUUUAGUUUAUAGAGUCGUGAAUUUGUUAUUGAUGUGUAUAGGGUAUAAAUGAAACGUGUUGUAUUAAAAAUAUUUCUCUUUGUUUA